AUGCCUAGAUCAUGCUGCAGCCGCUCGGGGGCCCUCCUGCUUGCCCUGCUGCUUCAGGCCUUCGUGGAAGUGCGUGGCUGGUGUCUGGAGAGCAGCCAGUGUCAGGACCUCACCACGGAAAGUAACCUGCUGGCCUGCAUUCGGGCCUGCAAGGCCGACCUCUCGGCCGAGACGCCCGUGUUUCCCGGGAACGGUAACGGCGAGGAACAGCUGCUGACCGAGCGCCCCCGGAAGUACGUCAUGGGCCACUUCCGCUGGGACCGCUUCCGCCGCGGGAACGACAGCAGCGGCGGGGCCGGCGCGGGCCCCAAGCGCGCGGAGGAGGCGGUGGCCGCGGGCGAUGGCGCCGAGCCGGGGCCGCGCGAGGGCAAGCGCUCCUUCUCCAUGGAGCACUUCCGCUGGGGCAGGCCGGUGGGCAAGAAGCGGCGCCCGGUGAAGGUGAACCCCAACGGCGCCGAGGACAAGUCGACCGAGGCCUUCCCCGUCGAGUUCAAGCGGGAGCGGCCCGGGCCGGCGCUCAGCCUCGAGGGCGCGACCCAGGGCGGGGAGUACAGCCCGGAGGCCGGGGCCCCGCUGGCGCUGAAGAAGGACGAGGGGCCCUACAAGAUGGAGCACUUCCGCUGGGGCAGCCGGCCCAAGAACAAGCGCUACGGCGGCUUCAUGAGCUCGGAGAAGAGCCAGACGCCCCUGGUGACGCUGUUCAAAAACGCCAUCAUCAAGAACGCCAACCAGAAUGGCCAGUGAGGGCGCCGCGGGGCCCGGGGCCUCCCCCCCCACCCACCCCACCCGAAGGCGACCCCCGAACCCCCUCUCGCGGGCCGGCCCGCCUCCCAGCCUGGCUGGGCCACUCGCUCCGGGUGGGAGCCCUCGGCCUGUGAAAGCUGCCUGUAGUUAGGAAAUAAAGCCUUUCAAGUUGCA
Molecule: messenger RNA, 918 nt
Organism: Eptesicus fuscus (big brown bat)
Lineage: Eukaryota; Metazoa; Chordata; Mammalia; Chiroptera; Vespertilionidae
Gene: POMC
Product: proopiomelanocortin
Exons: 2
Coding region: 1-744 (247 amino acids)
Cellular component (GO): extracellular region
Molecular function (GO): hormone activity
Source: RefSeq, a predicted model, not a curated record